Messenger RNA from Tripterygium wilfordii, 1456 nucleotides. RefSeq names its product actin-related protein 2/3 complex subunit 2A-like. The coding region runs from base 172 to 1128 and encodes 318 amino acids. Gene Ontology annotation, cellular component: actin cytoskeleton; Arp2/3 protein complex. Gene Ontology annotation, biological process: actin filament polymerization; Arp2/3 complex-mediated actin nucleation. The transcript has 9 exons. Lineage: Eukaryota; Viridiplantae; Streptophyta; Magnoliopsida; Celastrales; Celastraceae. Gene Ontology annotation, molecular function: actin filament binding; structural constituent of cytoskeleton. The record is from RefSeq and is a predicted model, not a curated record.
AAAUGGCCAAUUGGAUUUUGUCGUUAGCGUAGUGAGACAAAAAGAAUCUCCUCUUCCACACGACUCCGAGGAUCAAAUCCCCGCAAUCGUCAAUCCUCCAGUCUCUCACCGACGCAGAGAAACGGAGACGACGAGAGAAGAUCAAAAACUGUCGAUUUGUGAAGUUAAUCGAUGAUACUGUUGCAGUCUCACUCUAGAUUUCUCCUUCAGACCUUGUUAAAUCGGCUUCAAAACCUUGAAAAAGGAAUUGAACUCGACUACCACUGGGUCGAGUUUGAUGAUGUUCGUUACCACAUUCAGGUGUCAACAAAGAAUCCACAUCUCUUGCUCCUGUCAGUGUCACUGCCCACCCCACCUCCAGAAACUAAUUUCAUUGGUGGGCUUCCUUUUGGAGCAAUAGAAGCCAUAAAAGCUGCUUAUGGUGUGGUGGUUCGAAUUCUUGAUCCUCCCAGGGACGGCUUUAAUCUAACAUUGAAGCUAAAUUUUUCAAAACUUCCUCCAGAUGAAGAGUUUAAACAUGCUAUUUUGGUGAAAAUUGCAUCUGUUAGAGAAGUGGUUUUAGGCGCUCCUUUAAGAGUAAUUCUCAAAAACCUUGCUUUAAGGAGGGUUGCUCCAAACAUGGAUCAGCUUGUUGCCGUUGUUCAUCGCCCGAAUGAGUCGAUAUUCCUUUUUCCUCAGGCAGAAAGGGUGACUGUGGUUUUCCCUAUGAGAUUCAAAGAUUCAGUAGACACCAUUCUUGCAACUUCCUUUUUACAGGAGUUUGUGGAUGCAAGGCAUACUGCUGGACUGAACAAUGCUCCUCCUUGUUUAUGGUCUCCUUCUCCUCCCCUGGAAUUGAAGGAAGCUCCUGCUGAAGCAUUAUCUGCAAAUGCGGGUUUCGUAAGUUUCGUCAUUUUCCCACGUCAUGUAGAAGGCAAAAAGUUAGACCGUGCUGUUUGGCAUCUAUCGACAUUUCAUGCUUACGUUAGCUAUCAUGUCAAGUGCUCUGAGGGAUUCAUGCACACGCGGCUGCGUCGACGUGUGGAAUCUCUGAUUCAGGCUUUGGAUCGUGCCAAACCUGCGUCAGAGGAGUCGAAGAAAACAGCAAAUAGUAGGUCGUUUAAACGCGUGGUACGUCAUGAUAAAUAAUCAGGGCUUGAAGACAUGGUGAUGGUAGGCUUUAUAUUACUCGGAUUGUAGUGCCUCAAGAACACUUUGGCUGAUUCUCAUUUAAGGAGAGGGAAAGUGGUGAAAUUUUAUUCUUCUUUUAGGAUGAGAAAAUCUGUUGAUUAGCUGCUAGUGUGUGUACAUUGUAGUUUGAAUGAAUUCUCAUUUUCUUUUGAGCAGACGAUUGCCAUUUGCUUAGUCAUCUUUAACUUUGUUUCGGCAUAUUUGCUUUCCAGAAAUAUCUUUUCAGUUAGCCUUCCUGUAAUUAUCAAUUUGUCUCUGGAAUUAUACCCGAGAAAAUGGUUGUUUU